CUGAGCUCUGAGAGCGAGUAAAGUGCUGACACUAGCUUCCUCUCAGGAUGAGUCACGCGGCAGGGUCAAAAUACGCUCACAGAAGAGUCGGACACUGCUUAUCGGAUCGUUAAGGCGGAAACUUUAGAUUUGACGUGUUCAAGAAAUGUCUUCGGAAGACGUUUCUGCAUUUAUCAUCUGAUUUUCUUCUAAAAAAAAAAAACAAACCCAACAAAAACGCACAAUUAUGGACAUCUUUAGUUCCUCACUGGUGUUCGAAAAGGUGCCGGUUGCCAAAGGUAAAGAUAAAUCCGUUAUUCAGUGUAUGGAGUGUUCAUGUGACAACUUCUACAUCGGAAGUAAAGAUGGAGUCCUCCAGCAUUUCACUACGAGCGCGAAGAUCGGGAUCGGACAACGUCAGACGCUACGAGAGCUAACGAAGAGACAGAUGGGCCGAGGUGGAGAAAUCAGCCAGCUGAAGGCGGUCCCAGUCCUGAACCACCUUCUUGUGCUUUGGGACGGCUCCAUCACGGCAUUAAACAUGUUCUCCCUGGAUCCCAUAGCAGCCCUGAAGAAGAUCCAGAAUGUUUCUCUGUUUCGCCUCGGCGAACCCACGGUUCACACCCAGCAGGUUUUCGUAGAGCUCUUCGUCGCCUCCACCAAACGGAGAGCAGUGAGCAUACACAAGGUGUGUGUGGACAGAUGGGAGUGUGUAGGGAACGUGGCACUGGCCCAGGAUCCUGUGGCUUUGGCUGUGCAUAAGUCGUGUCUGUGCGUGGCUACGAGUGACAGAUACAUUCUCCGUGAUUACCAGACUCGGAGCGCUCUCGAGCUCUUCACACAUAACCUGGGAAAGCAAAAUGUUCUCGCCAAGGAAAGUGUGAAAGGAGAGUUUCUUCUAAGCGGCCCAGGGAACUUGGGCAUGUUUGUGACGAGCAGUGGUAUAUCCCAGCGUCCUCCUGUGCCAUGGCCUGAAGGAGUGCUGGAUGCAGUGGUGCACUUCCCCUAUGUGUUGGCGUUGCAGAGUAACGCAGUCCACGUCUUCAGCAUGCUGGACCAGCAGCUAAAACAGACCGUUCUCUUAAACAGCGGCAAAUCGCUCCUCUCAACCACAGACAGCGUGUUCGUCGUCGCCGAGCGGGAGAUUCACCGGCUGUCACAGAGUCCCCCGGAGGUUCAAAUCCAAAAGCUGCUGGGAUGUGAGCGAGUGAACGAAGCGCUCGCGCUGCUGGAUGGAGUUCAGUCUCUUCUGCCUGAAGACUCUUAUAAGAAUCUGCAUAGGAGUAUUGUUUGUACCUCCGGAUGGAUUCAUUUCUACAGAGAAGCUUUUCUCGAUGCCAAAGAAUUUUUCAUAAAAGGUGACUUGGACCCAAGAGAUCUCAUUAGCCUUUACCCAGGCAUGACUGUCAUCAGUGAAGACUUUAAAUCUCAGCUUCCUAGCGUGAGCAAUGCUAAAGACCUGAGGAAGCUAAAUAACGAAGCCCAGGCAGAGUUUCAGAAGUAUCUGAGCUUCCUCUGCCUUUAUUUAAGCGAGCUCCGCAGGACUGUUCGGGGUCAAAUCUUCCUUCAGGACAUUGAUACUAACCUGCUUAAAGUGUACUUAAGGCUCGGAGAUGAUGAGAACCUGAACCAGCUUGUGUCUCGCCGUAAUGAUUGUGUACUGGAUGUGUGCAUGAGGGAUCUGGAGCGUCAUAAGAGAUUUUUCGCGAUCGGACUGCUCUAUCAAAGCCACGGUCAACAAUUCAAUGCAGUUCAGACCUGGGUGUGGAUGGUGGAUGAUGAGAGUGUGGAUUCCUCCGAGCCAAAUGUUUUGCUGCAUGUUGUAAAAACUCUCUCUCAGUUGAAAGAGAAAUCUAUCAUCACGAAGUUUAUAGACUGGGCUCUUCAAAAAGACCAACAGGUUGGGGUGUUAAUCUUUACUGAGAGAGAUCCAGGAGAUCAAAGCACAUUUGAACCUCAAGAAGUGCUUUCCAUUUUAACAAACUACCCAGAUGCCUUAGUUUUCUAUUUGGAAUUUUUGGUCAAUGAACAGCAAAGUCAGACGGAGAAACAGCACACCCUGCUGGCCAACACAUACACCACUCAGAUCCUCCAUGCUGAACGAGAGAUGCGGAAUAACGAUACAAGCACGAAGGAAAUGAGGCAAAAACUGCAGCAGUUUCUGUGGCAGUCCUCCGUCUAUGAUGCUGAUGAUGUAUAUGCGAAAAUACAGUCAUCCGCUCUCCAUGUGGAGAAAGCGAUCCUGCUGGGGAGAGUCGGGGAACACAGAAAGGCCCUGCGGCUUCUCGUCCAUGAAGAACGAGAUGAAAACGCUGCGGAAAACUACUGCCGGAGGACCUCUGCUGGACGAGACAGGGAAUUCACGCAGGAGCUCUUCAGCUGGCUGCUCCAAGCUUACCUCGAGACCAGGCCUCACGUGUCUGCGGCGGUGGAUCUCCUGAACCAGAACCCUGUAGCUUUUAAUCUGCUCAAGGUGUUGGAAAUGCUUCCUGACUCCUGGUCCCUUCAGCUGGUGAUGCGUUUCCUGUGCGAGUCACUGAGAGCGACGACGCACGACAGGAGGAUGAGAGGCCUGGAGAAGAGCCUGGCCAUGAUGGAUAACCUCAGACAGAGACACGCCUGGAUAGAAGCAACACAGGGAAUGGUCAAAAUGGACAGAAGCCGGACGUGUCGUUCUUGUCGGAGGCAGUUCACCGGGCCGGAAUUUCUGCGCAGGUCUACGGGGGAGCUUGUUCACACACACUGCUACAGCACAAACGACAGCCGAUAAAACUUUCACCGUCAGUUUGGUGUUUUCGACGUUCUUCACAUGUCCGUGUGGGUUUGCUCCAGGUUUUCUGAAACCUGAAACUCUUUCAGGUUCUCCUCCCAAUCUCCAAAAACAUGCUAAUAGGUAAAUAGUAUGCUAAUUAUUAUGCUAUGCUAAAUUUACGCACCUCUAGGUGAAUCUGUUUGUCCACGG
This is a messenger RNA of Ictalurus furcatus (blue catfish), 2941 nucleotides long. RefSeq names its product transforming growth factor-beta receptor-associated protein 1. Gene Ontology annotation, cellular component: cytoplasm; membrane. Gene Ontology annotation, biological process: intracellular protein transport; vesicle-mediated transport; endosomal vesicle fusion. Lineage: Eukaryota; Metazoa; Chordata; Actinopteri; Siluriformes; Ictaluridae. The record is from RefSeq and is a predicted model, not a curated record. The transcript has 11 exons. The coding region runs from base 227 to 2749 and encodes 840 amino acids.